Entrophospora sp. SA101 is the source of this 390-nucleotide messenger RNA. The record is from the annotation of a GenBank genome assembly. Lineage: Eukaryota; Fungi; Glomeromycota; Glomeromycetes; Entrophosporales; Entrophosporaceae.
AUGGAGAACGUGUUAGUUGUUUUUGGUAUGCCAUCAUCCAGGAAAAGCAGAAGUGUUGGAGAAAUAUUAUGUACAUUUGAAAGAAAAUAUGCCUUAGAAAUCGAUGGAUAUUGGAGAUAUGUAGAUCUAGAAUAUUUACUUCAAUUAUAUGAAGCAAUAAAUUUACAGGCUGGAAUUUAUCUAGGAAAUUUUGAAGUUAUCAAAUUAUCUGAAAUUUCAAAAAUUAUAAGUGAUUAUGGAUUUCCUGAUUUUUUGAUAAGACAUUGUCUUUCAAUGUUAUCAGAAUCAAAAUGUGAAAAUGAAUUAGAUCCAAUUUUCAUAUUAUCACCUUCAAAAGUUAGUAGAUUUGUUGCCAUAGUUCUAUUAGAUACGCAUAAUAAUGGAGAUUAA